Hirsutella rhossiliensis is the source of this 330-nucleotide messenger RNA. RefSeq names its product ribosomal protein l44 domain-containing protein. Gene Ontology annotation, biological process: translation. The transcript has 3 exons. NCBI's taxonomy places the organism in Eukaryota, Fungi, Ascomycota, Sordariomycetes, Hypocreales, Ophiocordycipitaceae. Gene Ontology annotation, molecular function: structural constituent of ribosome. The record is from RefSeq and is a predicted model, not a curated record. The coding region runs from base 1 to 330 and encodes 109 amino acids. Gene Ontology annotation, cellular component: cytosolic large ribosomal subunit; ribosome.
AUGGUCAACAUCCCCAAGACCCGAAACACCUACUGCAAGGGCAAGGAGUGCCGCAAGCACACCCAGCACAAGGUCACCCAGUACAAGGCCGGCAAGGCCUCCCUGUUUGCCCAGGGUAAGCGACGAUACGACCGCAAGCAGUCCGGUUACGGUGGUCAGACCAAGCCCGUCUUCCACAAGAAGGCCAAGACGACCAAGAAGGUCGUGUUGAGAUUGGAGUGCGUCAAGUGCAAGACCAAGUGCCAGCUGGCGCUGAAGCGAUGCAAGCACUUUGAGCUGGGGACACACAGUGGCGACAAGAAGACAAAGGGUGCGGCUCUGGUGUUCUAA